GGGAAGAAGAUCCCGGGAGGGAACCGUACGGGCUGCCGCAAAACAGCUGGGAGCUUGAAACCCAUGGAGAAGUCACUUCUCUUUCCCUCGCUGACCACUUCUGCCGGGAACGACCGGGACAGUCGCAGCCGAAGCGGCGGGGCUAUCAUGGUGAACUUACUUCAGAUUGUGCGAGACCACUGGGUUCAUGUUCUUGUCCCCAUGGGAUUUGUCAUUGGAUAUUAUUUGGACACAAAGAGUGAUGAACGGCUAACUGCCUUCCGGAACAAGAGUAUGUUAUUUAAAAGGGACUUGCAACCCAGUGAAGAAGUUACCUGGAAGUAAAGACUGGCUGGAUUAUCGAAUGUUCACAUUUUAAAGUUCUGAGAGAAAUAAAAACAUGAAGAACCUGAAA
Symphalangus syndactylus (siamang) is the source of this 394-nucleotide messenger RNA. RefSeq names its product NADH:ubiquinone oxidoreductase subunit B1 (gene NDUFB1). Lineage: Eukaryota; Metazoa; Chordata; Mammalia; Primates; Hylobatidae. Gene Ontology annotation, cellular component: respiratory chain complex I; mitochondrion. The record is from RefSeq and is a predicted model, not a curated record.